Messenger RNA from Aspergillus costaricaensis CBS 115574, 1811 nucleotides. Its product is annotated as SUMO ligase MMS21. Gene Ontology annotation, cellular component: nucleus; Smc5-Smc6 complex. Bases 141 to 1811 code for a protein of 556 amino acids. Gene Ontology annotation, biological process: protein sumoylation; double-strand break repair via homologous recombination. The transcript has 2 exons. Lineage: Eukaryota; Fungi; Ascomycota; Eurotiomycetes; Eurotiales; Aspergillaceae. Gene Ontology annotation, molecular function: zinc ion binding; SUMO ligase activity. The record is from RefSeq and is a predicted model, not a curated record.
AAGAAACCCACACCUUAUACCCCCCCUUCUUCAUAUCUUUACUGUCCUCCUUGCCUAUACCCACCACCCACACCCAUACCCACUUGAACUACACUCACCACACCACACCCCUCACUACCACUCAGCGAAAAGAAACCAAAAUGCCCAAACGACCCACCAACACCCCCCGAAGAAGAGACCGAGAACGAGACCGAGACUCAACCCCCCCUCUCCCCCCCUACGAACCCCCGACCAGCACCCUAACAACCCUAUCGCACCAACCCACCACCGCACCCGCCCUCUCCGCCCUCCUCGCAACACACACCUCCUCAACCCUGAAAACACAUCUCCAGCACGCGCAGGAGAAACUCACCGAUGCGGCGGGGGAGAUCAACGAGCGGUUAACGGAUGCGAAGGAACGGAGUAAGAAGGCCAAGGAGAGGAAAAGAAAUCUACGCUCUCAUACCUUCGGAUAUAAUAAUGGAGAGGGGGAGGAGGAUGGAAGUGAGGAAGAGGAGGAGGAAGAGGAGGGUGGGAUAGAAGAGUUCGAAGAGCGAGUGCAAGCGACGACGAAGAUCCUGGAGGAGACGAUCCGAGGGGUUAUUGAUAAGGAGGUUAGGGGGGAGGAAGUUGGACGGGUUAUUGCGGGGUUGGAGGGGGGCGUUGUUGAGCGGAUGAGGGUUCGGGGGGUGAGGAGGAGUCAGAGGGGGGUGCAGUUGAGGAGGAGGAGGAGGAGGGUGAGGGGUGAUGAGGAGGAUGGUAGUGAGGAGGAAGAAGAGGGUGGGGAAGAGGAGGGUGUGGAUGUAGAUGAGGAUGAAGAGGGUGCGGUGCCGUUCCUGGCGCAGUUCGAGGGAGAAUUACAGGGCAAGAUGGAGGAGUAUAAUGGGAUGAGUUUGACGAGACGCUACACAACCAACAACUCCUACAUCGGCUUCUACAAAAUCAUCCACGAAGCGAAACACAUCGGCGACGAGAUCCCUCCUCCACCUCACCCAUCAACAUGGUUCUCUCAUCUCGAAGAUCAUCAUCCCCAUUCACAACCUCCAUCCCACCACCAUCCAUCUACCACAUCCACUACCACCACCACCAAUUCCAGAAAACCCACUCGCUCCCGCCCCCAACCAUCUCCCUCUGCCUCGGAAGAUAAUGAUGACGACGACGAAAUCGCCAUCCAAACCGAACGCAUCUCCCUAAAAUGUCCCCUCACCCUCCUCCCCUUCCGCGACCCCGUCAGCAGCACGAAAUGCCCACACAGUUUCGAGCGCGAGGCGAUAUUCACCAUGAUCGGCGGGAGUAAUCAGAUGGUGCCUGAUCCGCGGGGAUCAUCUGGAUCAGGUUCUGGAUCUGGAGGAGGUGGUGGUGGUGGAGGGAGAGCGAGGAAGCGCGUGCGCAGCGUCAAGUGUCCGGUGUGCGAGGUGCAGUUGACGGAGUUUGAUCUGCGGAGUGAUCCUGUGUUGGUGAGACGGGUGAAGAGGGCGGAGAUGGCGGAGUUGAGGGAGAGGGAGAGGGAGAUGUUGGGGGAGAGUCAGGAUCAGGAUGGUGAUGGUGAUCAGGAUGAGGUGGGGGGUGGGGGUGGGGGGAAGAGGAAGAGGAGUGGGAGGAGGGGGAGUGCGGUUGAGGUUGAUGAUGGGGAUGAUGAUGAUGGUGAGAGUGGUGAUGAUGAUGGGGAGGAGAGGAUUAGAGUUAAGAGGGAGAGGGGGAUGUCUGUUGCUGCGGCUGCUGCUGCUGCUAGGAUUAAGCAGGAGAGGGCGGAGUCGAUGGUCGAUGUUGAGGAAGUUGAUUUGGAUGGAGAGGAAGAAGGGGAAGGGUAUGAUUCUAUGUAUGAUGAGUGA